AAGCAUGAAAGCUAAAAUUAUUGCUGCUUUCUGCCUUCUUGCCCACCUUUUAUUUAACUCCCCCUUCUCUCAUUCCUUAGCAUGCUAAACCACCCCCUCUCUCUCCACUCACCUCGUUCAGUUCCUGCAAAUGUCUCCAGCCCUCAUCAGUUCACCGGAGCACUGCGCAAGGCGAGGAUUCAACAUUGACAGGCGCUACAAGAAGCUGCUUUUCGCAUUCUUCACCACCCUGACCUCAUUCCUCGCGCUGGUUAUUCUUGUUUGGCUCAUCCUCCACCCGGCCAAGCCUAAGUUCACGAUCAAGGAAGCCGAUAUCGACCAGCUCAACCUCUCCAGCCCUCGCCUCAACUCCUCUAUCCAGCUCACUUUGCUCGCCGAGAAUCCUAAUGGAAAGGCCGGGAUUUACUACGACGACCUACAAGCUUAUGCUGCUUAUACGGGUCAGCAGAUAACGGUUGAAUCCGCUCUUCCUCCUUUCUAUCAAGGGUGUCAACACAGCGAUCUCCUGACCGCUUCCUUGGUUGGAAACGGACUUCCAGUGGCUGCUUCUCUCGGUUACCAAGUGGGACGCGAUCAGACGGCUGGGAAACUAGCGUUGAGCAUCAAGGUGAAUGGACAGCUGCGGUGGAAGGUCGGGACUUGGGUUUCCAGGCAAUAUGUGCUCAAUGUCAAUUGCGUCGUGGUCAUGGCCUUUCAGCCUGGUGCCCUGGUUACCCCCUUGAGUUCGAAGCAGGGGAGUCGGUGUUCGACUUCCAUAUAAAAUUGACAUGUACUGAGUCUACUGACGUUUUCCGGGUCUAACCGUUUUCUUCCUUAUCUAUGUUUACACUUUGUUGAUAUUGUUUCGUAAGCAUUCUGCGCCCGGUAAAUCCAGUGGACGGAUGGUUUGGGGUAAAAAAUGAAAGUCAGUGCUGUGUGAGAAUGAAUUUCUACGUUCAGCUUUUCAUCGUA
Messenger RNA from Syzygium oleosum, 951 nucleotides. RefSeq names its product NDR1/HIN1-like protein 26. The transcript has a single exon. The coding region runs from base 131 to 760 and encodes 209 amino acids. Gene Ontology annotation, biological process: defense response to other organism. The record is from RefSeq and is a predicted model, not a curated record. Lineage: Eukaryota; Viridiplantae; Streptophyta; Magnoliopsida; Myrtales; Myrtaceae.